Messenger RNA from Talaromyces amestolkiae, 1602 nucleotides. RefSeq lists its product as uncharacterized. Gene Ontology annotation, biological process: transmembrane transport. Lineage: Eukaryota; Fungi; Ascomycota; Eurotiomycetes; Eurotiales; Trichocomaceae. The transcript has 5 exons. The coding region runs from base 1 to 1602 and encodes 533 amino acids. Gene Ontology annotation, molecular function: transmembrane transporter activity. The record is from RefSeq and is a predicted model, not a curated record.
AUGGCAGAUGUCGCGGAGCAGACCAAUGGCGGUCACGAGCAUUUCCAUAUGCGUAGUCUUGGCCAUCUCAGACUGCGACACCAGCAUACAAACGAAAUUAUUCUGACACCUACUCCAUCCAUUGAUCCCAACGAUCCAUUGAGAUGGAGCACCUCGUACAAGAUUUAUAUUGCUAUCCUCGUCUGUCUCGCAAUGAUCAUGUGUAACUUUAUGGCAGCGGGGCCUACCGUGGCCAUGGUCCAGGUCGCUCAAGAUUUCUCGGAAGGGGGCAACACUAACCUGUCCGAUUGGAUAGCCCGUGCAGCGUACUUUUUUAACAACAGCGCGCUGCUUCAGGGAGUCUCAACACUGUUCUGGGUGCCACUACUAAAUAAAUACGGACGUCGGCCCGUGUAUCUCGCGUCUUUGGUCCUGUAUUUCUUCAUGAUAUUGGGAGCCGGAUUGGCGCGAACCUACGCCGGUGAGCUGACGACUAGGACAAUUCUUGGAUUUGGUGCAGGAGCUGGAGAGUGCCUCGCGCCGGUGACGAUUGCAGAUGUUUUUUACCUGCAUCAGAGAGGUUAUGGAAUGGCAAUUUACAACGCUGCACUCUCCGCCGGAGUGGCUUUUGGCAUUAUUAUUUCUGGCCUUGUUACAAUCCAGCAUUCAUGGCGCUCCAUCUACUGGGUUGGUUGUGGCCUCGUCGGAGGUUUGCUCAUUGUUGUCUUCUUCUUUUUCCCGGAGACAGCAUUCGUCCGUGUGGGAAACCCUCUCGCUGAACGUAGCUACGAAGUGGAAAAAGAGGCGGAGGCUACCACAACCGAAGCCCUACCUGAUAUUCCACCCAAGGAUAGCUACUGGCAUCAUUUACGCCUCUGGAGUGGCAAGACGUACACUGAAGAAUCUUUCUGGCGAAUGUUUGUUCGUCCCUUUGGUCUGAUUUUAAUACCGCCGGUAUUUUGGGCCACAAUAGUUAUGUCUGUCACCAUCGGCUUCCUCGUUGCCGUGGUGUCAAAUUUUGCUUCCGCAUUUAGUACUGUUUAUGGAUUUUCCGCAUGGCAGAGUGGUCUCUGCUUUGUUUCGGGGAUGGUAGGCUGCUUGUUGGGUACUUUUGCCGGAGGCCCAUUUUCUGACUGGGUAGCCGAUUACUUCACACGGCGGAAUAAUGGCAUUCGGGAACCGGAGAUGCGCCUUCCAGCCAUUAUACCUAGUGUCAUUGCAGCACCACUAGCACUGCUGUUGUACGGCUUGGGUAUUGCGAACGCCUGGCAUUGGAUGGUUCCUACUUUCGCCCUCGGUCUGCUUUCCUUCGCUAUUUCGCAAGGCACCAACGUUUCGUUCGUGUAUUGUAUUGACUCCUUCCGGCCCAUCGCAGCGGAAGUCACUGUGACCCAGUUGGCUUUUAAAUCAUGCUUCGGAUUUCUUUUAUCUUUCUAUACUAAUCCUUGGGUUGAAAAAUCUGGAUACGCUGCGGCCUACGGAGCGAUGGCAGGUAUUUCUGGAGGCUGCCUAUUAUUCUUUAUACCUCUCUUCUUCUGGGGUAAGCAAAUUCGAACUUCAUCGAUGAAAUGGUCAUUUCUACAGUUCGUCUUUUGGAAAAACGAUCGCGAGGUUGGAGAGUAA